CUCAAAUCAUAAACUAACAGUGACCAGUGCUGAUCAAGAAGUGUCUUUGGACAUAGAAGCUAAUAUAAAUCCCCGCUGUGGUUCAGGAGCUAAUAGCAUUGGAGGAAUGAAUGCAUCGAACAGACAAUAGAUGUUACUAGGUAACGAUGAAUAUUAAAGCAAUUUGAUAAAACUGCUGCUGCCAAGCAUUCCAAAAGCGCAUCUUCGGACAUUACAGCAACAGAGUCGUUUGCCUGUGUGCUAAUGGCAAAUUUCUUAAUGCCACGUCUGCCACCUGGUAACAAACAGCAGUAUAUUUUUCAUUAGUUUCCGGUUUUUUUUUUAUAGCUCUUAUUUGCCUCAUGCACAUUAUUGUCUAAUACGUAAGAAGGCAAACUUUAAAUGUUUGAUAAGGUUUUUGACUAAAGGACUCACGCUAAAUAGAUAAACAUCACUGUACGUGUAUAUGCUUUUUAAUGGUUUGGACAACUUACGAGGCCCAAAUAGGAAGCAAGACGCUGCUUUUGUGAGCUUGAUUCGAACUGAUGACUUCACCGCAGAUGUUGUUAUUGUAAACAGUGUGAAGACAGGCACUGAUGAACAUAUCUAUUAUUCUGAGCAAAAUAUUGGCUGUUCGCUGUUGGAUAACGUUAUGGCAAGUGAGGGCUUAAAAGGUCUUUCUCUUUGCACAAUAAACAAGUAUUUUAUGCUUCCUAUGGUAAAGAUAAAGGCUCUCAUCAAGUUAGGAGAUGCUCCACAAAAGAAUAUUAUACCUAUACCGGCUCUAAGAGGUAUGAAAAAGAGAGAAAGGGAAGGGAUGUCUAAUGAAAGCAUAAAAGAUGCCUUUCUUAAUAUUUCAACAGCCAAAAUAGUUCAUACUUUAAAAUAUAUAUCAAAAGCUAGUUCUACAGGAAUGAGUUGAAUGUAAAAGAGUAACUCAAGAAGCUUUGUAGUAAAAGGCUUUUUUAUAUGAUACAACAAUACUUUCAUAAACCUCAAAUAAACUUACUUUAAGCGACAUUUAAUAAAUCCAAAAUGAA
Messenger RNA from Rhizopus microsporus ATCC 52813, 1019 nucleotides. RefSeq lists its product as uncharacterized. Bases 446 to 901 code for a protein of 151 amino acids. The transcript has a single exon. The record is from RefSeq and is a predicted model, not a curated record. NCBI's taxonomy places the organism in Eukaryota, Fungi, Mucoromycota, Mucoromycetes, Mucorales, Rhizopodaceae.